Messenger RNA from Prunus mume (Japanese apricot), 644 nucleotides. NCBI's taxonomy places the organism in Eukaryota, Viridiplantae, Streptophyta, Magnoliopsida, Rosales, Rosaceae. The record is from RefSeq and is a predicted model, not a curated record.
CACCGGGAAUUAGCGCUUCACCAUCGGAAGACAAUAUGCGAUAUUUCAAUGUGAUGAUCCUUGGCCCAACACAAUCUCCUUAUGAAGGAGGAGUUUUCAAGUUGGAACUAUUUUUGCCAGAAGAAUAUCCAAUGGCUGCUCCAAAGGUUCGAUUUCUCACCAAAAUUUAUCAUCCUAACAUUGACAAGCUGGGAAGGAUAUGCCUUGACAUUUUGAAAGACAAAUGGAGUCCUGCUCUCCAGAUACGAACUGUACUUUUGAGUAUUCAGGCACUUUUGAGUGCUCCAAACCCCGACGAUCCGCUCUCUGAGAACAUCGCCAAACAUUGGAAAUCGAAUGAGGCUGAAGCGGUUGAAACAGCAAAGGAAUGGACCCGUUUAUAUGCAAGUGGUGUGUGAUGGCAUGGUGCAAGUUUAUCAUUCCCUCAAAUAACAUUGUUGCAAUGUAUGCUAUUCACUGUCAUUUUAGAUGAAAGAAUUGGAAGAAUUGAUAUUUGAAAUAUUGGAGUUUAAUGUUCUCAAGCUACCAUUUAUUGCCUGAUAAUUGUUUCAUCUCUUGGAAGCUUGUGUGAAGAUACAUUUAUCUUCGGUCCCAAGUGUCGACUGGGGAUUAUUAUAGGCACACAAAAUAUGGAUUUCUGGUAA